Messenger RNA from Anthostomella pinea, 4425 nucleotides. NCBI's taxonomy places the organism in Eukaryota, Fungi, Ascomycota, Sordariomycetes, Xylariales, Xylariaceae. The record is from the annotation of a GenBank genome assembly.
AUGUACUCCAACUCCAAUGCUUUCAUGGGCGGCGGCAACAGCCUGCGACCAGGUCCUCAGCAGCAGUAUGGCAACUCGUUUGGAAUGGGGACUGGUCAGCAGCCUCCGCAACAGCAACAGCAACAAACCGGACAGCGGCCGAGUCCGUUCGCACCACAACCGACCGGCUUCGGGCAAGCGCCCUUGGACCAGCAGUUCACGGGCUUCCCGGGCGGCCAAGGCAUGCAGCCGCAGCCCACGGGGAUGCUUCAUCAGCAGUCUGUCCCGAAUCUACAACCUCAGUACACCGGCUUUCCUGGCCAAGCUCCUCAACAGCAGAGCUUCCAGACUGGCGCGCCGCCAAUGCCACAGAUUCCCCAGCAGUAUCAACAACAGUUUAACCAGCAGCAGCAGCAGCAGCAACAACCCCAAAAUUCUUUCUCACCGCCAACCACCCAAACUCCUUCGUCAGCAGCCUUGUCCGCGCCACCCAUUCAAUCCCAGCCGACGGGCUUCAGCGCCAUGGCCGCUUCGUUCAAGACCGGCGGCGCAUCCGACACCCAACCGAAGGGACGAAGAGCCCCAAAAACCUCAAAUAAAAUCCCCAACAUUCGAUUGUCCUUCAUCACAGCCCAGGACCAGUCCAAGUUCGAGACGCUGUUCAAGACGGCUGUUGGCGAAGGUCAAACGACCAUGUCUGGCGAGAAGGCCCGGGAUCUACUGAUGCGGUCUCGACUGGAUGGUGAUUCCUUGUCGCACAUUUGGACACUGUCCGAUACGACUCGAUCAGGCGAGCUACACUUUCCCGAAUUUGCCCUCGCCAUGUACCUUUGCAACUUGAAAAUGGUUGGCAAGCCAAUGCCAGGGAGCCUGCCGGAGAAUAUCAAGAACGAGGUUUCGAGCAUGGUGGACAUCAUCAACUUUAGCAUUGCGGAGGAAGCGGCUUCUGGGGGGGCCACAAAUGCGCCAGACUUUACAGGACACAACACUUCUACUCCAACGAUACAACACCCGCAGCCUCAAGCGUCCAAUGCCCAGCUACUACAGAACCAGAUGACGGGAUUCCCAAGUCAGCCAACCGGCUUUCCUGGUCAACAGCAAGGCAUGCAGCCUCAACAGACUGGGUUUCUGGGUGGCAUGAACAACCCGCAAGCGACUGGAUACAACGGCCCCAUGCCACCAAUGCCGCCGAUGCCCACAGGCUUUCCGGGAGGCAUAUCUGCUCCAACCGCAGCUCCUCUGAACGCCCAGCCAACCGGUAGACCGGGCCAAUGGGGUCUGGUGAAUGCUCCCGCAUCUGGGCUGCCCAAUAUCGAUGCAUUACAAGCUCGUAUGAUGCCCCAAUCCGGCCGCGAGCAGCAUAAUUACACCACAGCUGGUCUGUCUGGCAAUGCUGUUAUUCCUUGGGCUAUUACCAAAGACGAGAAGACACGGUACGAUCAGUUGUUCCGAGCUUGGGACGGCCUCGGGAAGGGCUACAUCGGAGGAGACCAGGCAAUUGAGAUCAUGGGACAAAGUGGAUUAGACAAGACUGAUCUUGAGCGUAUAUGGACGCUUGCCGACAACGGUAACAAGGGCCGUCUGAAUCUCGACGAGUUUGCUGUGGGUAUGCAUCUAAUCUACCGAAAGCUCAAUGGGUACCCCAUCCCGAAUACGCUGCCGGCGGAACUUGUGCCACCUUCCACGAGGAACUUCACCGAAUCACUUGGCACCAUCAAAAACAUGUUGAAUCAGGAGUCGGACUUCCGCAAGACAUCAGGGGCUUCCUUGCUUCCCCAAAAGACAGGCGUCAGUUACAUGAAGAGCCAUUCGUUCAAGGCCGGCGGCUUGGGUGGUGGGCGAAAAGAUGCGACCGUGUUCAAAAACAAUGACGAUGAUGUUGGUUAUAGAUCCAGUGCGCGUCGUAAGGUUGGCCAUUCAUCGCCUCGCCCAGAAUCUCCUGCCCCCAGUGAGGAGCUUUCCGUGGAUCAGUUGAGGAAGAAGAUUCGAGAAAAGCAGGUCUUGUUGGAUGCUAUGGACUUCAAAGAUGAAGCAGCAGCUGAGGAGGACGACGCUCUCGACAGGCGUGACCGACGCGAAGCUGAUGAGUUGUACCGCCGAAUUCGUCGAAUUCAAGACGACAUCGAUGGUCAUCCUGAUGCUGCCCUUGCCAGCGGUGACUCUGAAGCUGAGCGAAGAGCUCUGAAGCGGCAACUGCAGAACCUUACCGACAAGAUUCCUGAGCUAGCAUCUCAGGUUAGAAAAACCGAGAAGGCUAUUGCUGACGCAAAGUUGGAGCUCUUCCGGCUGAAGGAUGCCAAGGCUCGCCCUGGAAGCGCUUCUGCCAUCAUUGGUACAGGGCCAGGCGGUACAGUCACCGAAUCAGACCGUCUCAAGGCUAGAGCCAAGGCGAUGAUGCAACAAAGAACUGCCGCCUUGACGGGCAAAAAAGUGGAUGUCAGUGGCGAUGACACUGACGCGCCGAAGCGUCUGGAAGAGGAGAACCUUAAGAUCAGGACCGAGAAAGAAAACAACGAGCGGAUGGUCCGAGAUGUUGAGGACAGUGUCAGAGAUUUCUCUCGAGGCAUUGAAGACAACCUGAAAGAGGGUGGUCAAACCUCUGCAAAUGAACACGAGAAACGGAGAUGGGAGGACGCCCUUGGUGUCGAGGAUGACGUUCGCGACUUUAUUUUUGACUUGCAACGCUCCAGUCGGGCUGCCCGCGUUAGGACACAGGAUCGAAGUGGUGGACGCGCCCCCACUUCUGAGCCAGUCAGAGCAGAGGCUCCGACAUCACGUUUCGAGAGCCCCUCGUCGGCAGCUCGCACUGCUACGCCGCCGACUACCCAGUCUCCCGCACCUAGCGGUGGCUCAUACUCUUCAUACAAGACUCCUGAGGAGAGAGCUGCUUUUAUUAAGCAGCAAGCCGAGCAACGUAUGGCUGAACGUCUCGCGGCGCUUGGAAUCAAGGCUCCUUCGAAACCUGGAGAGACUGCUGCUCAGCGAAUGGAGCGUGAGAGGUCUGAACGUGCUGCGAAGCUUCGUCAAGCCGAAGAAGAAGACGCCAGACGUGAGACUGAACGCCAGGCAAGGAUUGCGGAAGAACAAGGAGUACCGCCUCCUGCCGCUAAGGCGGAGGCUAAGAAACCGCCUCCUCCGCCUUCAAGGAAGAGCGGUAAAAACGAGGACACUGCGAAGAAGGCCGAAGAAGAUGAAGCGACGAAGAGAGCCGAAGCGGAACUUAUUGCGAAAGAACAGGAGGCGCAACACCUAGCCACGCAACAGAUGGAGUCCGAGGCCAAGGAACAAGAAGGUGAGCUUGCAAAGGAGCGUGAAGCUGCUUCUGCUCGCUUGAAGGCUUUAGAAGAGCGAGUCCGCGAGGGCAAGAUGAAGAAAGAAGAGGAGAAGAAGAAAAAGAAGGCCGCCACGGCAGAUGCCAAGGAGAAGGAAGCGAAGUUGGCUGCCCAACGAGCCGAGAUUGAAGCUGCGCGCCAAAGAGAACUUGAACUUCAGCGGCAGCUCGAGGCUAUGGAUGAUGACGAUUCUUCCUCGGAUGAUGAGGAUGGACCCCAACAUCUCACGCCGCAGGCCUCAACACCGACACUUGGCGGCAGUCAACUAGGCAGUCAGGAGCUGGAGCGCAAGGCCACUCCUCCUGCGCCGGCGCCUCCCGUUAUGUCACCACCCUCCGUUGUGACCAGCCCCCCAACGGAGACGGAGAGCCGGAACCCCUACUUCAGGAUGAUGUCGCAAUCGUCCGAGUCUUCUGCAGCGCCAUCAACAUCUGCACCAGCAGCACCCGCUGCUCCUGCGCCACCGCCUCAACCCGAGGUGUCCACCAACCCCUUCCACCGGAUGACACAAGAGACCAAGGCUGCCCCUGCUGCACCAAUGGCCCCACAGCCAACUGGUCCAGUUUCGCGGAAACGCCCUGAUACUGAUGACGAAUGGGGUUCAGACAACGAUGAAGAAGACGAAGACUCGGAUGAUGAUCGCCCAGCUGCCGGUGCUGCCCAACUAGCUUCGCUUCUCUUUGGUUCCAUGGGACCCCCUCGGCCAAUGUCAGCUACAGGCAACAAGUCCGCGACAGCUUCGCCCGCGGUAGCCUCGCCGCCUUUCAGCCCUCCCCCUGCGCCAGCGCCACCAAGUGGGGAAUCUGCAGAGUCUUCGGGCGGACCACCACCACCGCCGCCGCCGCCCAUGCCAGAAGGAAGUCCAGCAGCUCCACCGCCACCGCCUCCUAUGCCAGACUCUGGAGCACCUUCAGCACCUCCACCUCCACCGCCGCCUGCUCCAGGCAUGGCUCCGCCACCUCCUCCACCGCCGCCGCCUUCCGCUGGCGGUGCCUCUUCGGGUGGUGGUCGACCUUCUGGUUUCCUGGGUGAAAUCCAGAUGGGGAAGUCGUUAAAGAAAACACAGACAAAAGACAAGAGUACCGCAGCUGUAGCGGGACGGGUCUUGGAUUGA